AUGGCAGCCUCGCUUCAAGCUUCCGUCGAUUCCUUACAAUCCUCUUUACAAAUUCUCGACUCAUCAAUCGCUACCCUCGAUUCUGGCGUUAGUGACUUUCCCCGACUAUGCAAGGUCUUGCAGACAACGCGGCACUUUGAACUCCUCCCAGAGCCCACUCUACGCGAAGCACAACAAUCUCUCCUGGAUGAAAUCACACCAAGCAUUGCGCAUCUGCUCUCACUCGCAUCAAACCACGUCGAAAAGCUCUCUCGUCGCGAACAAGCCCUCAAGGCAAAAUGCGACCUCCAAGAGGGCCGGUUACAAUCGAGUGAGGGCCGACAGACUUCGAGUCGCGGCCUGGGCGCCAUGCGUGACCGCCAAAGAACGGAUUCGGCCAGCGCUGCGGCCAAAGUGUUAGAAUACAGACGACUGGUCCAGAAGAAAGAGCGGUUGAAGUAUACAGUUGAGCGCUUAGAACUACAAAGUCAGCAGCGGGAACGCCAGCUGAGGAAGAGUAUGGCUUUUCAGUGA
Aspergillus clavatus NRRL 1 is the source of this 513-nucleotide messenger RNA. Its product is annotated as DASH complex subunit SPC19. Gene Ontology annotation, cellular component: DASH complex; spindle microtubule. The coding region runs from base 1 to 513 and encodes 170 amino acids. The record is from RefSeq and is a predicted model, not a curated record. The transcript is spliced from 2 exons. Gene Ontology annotation, biological process: attachment of spindle microtubules to kinetochore. NCBI's taxonomy places the organism in Eukaryota, Fungi, Ascomycota, Eurotiomycetes, Eurotiales, Aspergillaceae.